Messenger RNA from Cataglyphis hispanica, 5746 nucleotides. RefSeq names its product TBC1 domain family member 4 (gene plx). The record is from RefSeq and is a predicted model, not a curated record. Lineage: Eukaryota; Metazoa; Arthropoda; Insecta; Hymenoptera; Formicidae. The transcript is spliced from 16 exons. Bases 420 to 4280 code for a protein of 1286 amino acids.
CAGUAUGCAACUACCAAUCGAGCAUUUCACUCGUCUUGUGGCGUCGCGGCGCUCUCAUAUGUCAGUCUAUGUUUGUUCGACCGUCAGCAAAGACGUAACGCGUGUUAACGCAAACCGCGAAAAUAUAUUUUAAACAAUGGAGACUAUCGAAGACUAAAGUAGUUCGGCGAAGAAAAGAUUUUCAACGGAAAGAUAACACGAACACAUAUAAUCUCAAAGAUCCUUAUUUCAAAAACUGAUUCGUUUCCGUGACUGCGGUCAAUGACAUCUCGACAACAGCUGUGAAGAUUACGCUGUUUCACUUGUUGAAAAAAGAUACAGAUAACUGAGUAUAGAAUAAAGUGUAUAAAUCAAUGCCACAUGAAGUCAGUAAAAUAAGUUUUUAAAAAUUUAUAUCUCGUGAGACUUCAAAAAUUAAAAUGAUAACCGUACCGAUAUCAGCCUCUAGUCCCUAUAUGAAGGUCACAUCCUACAGCGACACCAGUACAAUUGUCAAAAAACCCUUGAUUCAACAGUUUUUAAAAGACAUGAAGGAACAUUCGGCAGCUCAGCGAAUGGAGAGAGAUAAGGAUGUGCCGCAGCGAUCACAAAGCAGCGCGGCUAGUUUGACGUCUAUAGGUGCCGAUAUAUCUCCCAGUUCUUCCCAAUUUUUUGAGGUAUUCUACGUUGGCAAAAUUAAAGUAUCACAUUCAAAAGUACCAGAAUCUUUCAUUGAUGAUGCUUUAAUAAAGUUUCGUCUUCAUGGACUCGAAAAAUCCAGGUCUUCGACGAGCAAUCUUCUGUCAGAUUGUCAACGGUUAAAACGCCAAGCUUUGAUGUCUUCCAUUAAUAGAAGAAAUAGUACGGAAUCUACCGCUAGUGAAUCAGGCAGUAUCGAGAACAUGUCGGGAAACAGUAUAAGUCCAAACGUGAAUCCGUUUGGAGUUCCGCCAGUUUUAAGCAGCUCCGUGGAAACUUUUCCAAGAACAACCGCCAAUACCGUAGAAAAUGACAAUCGUGAUGGAAAUCAAAUGUCCGAAUCUUCCGCUAAUUCUAAUAUCACUGUACCUGAAGUUAUGCGAAAUCGUGCGGCGUCUACCGGCAGCGUUUUAGGCGGCAGGAGAGAUUCCACGGUUAAAGAAAACGAUGAUCAUAAUCGUACUAUGCUUUUUCAAGUAGGACGAUUUGAUUUGAGAUUGAUUAGCCCGGACAGAAAGCAGGUUCUUUUGCACAAACAAUUAAAGGACAUAGCCAGUUGUGCGCAAGGUGUGAAAAAUUCGGAUCACUUUGGAUUUAUAUGCAAAGAACCAGAAUGCUUCAUUGGAUAUGUCUUCAAAUGUCAAUCCGGAUCAGUCGCAGAUGAUCUUGUUGCAGCAAUUAGCCAAGCUUUUGUUACAACUUGCAACAUCACGAGAAAAGAGAAGUAUCCUGUAUUUUCUUGCGAUCAUUGCCCUAUGUAUUGGUACAAUAAACUAUGUCAAGAAAUCGAAGGCCAAAAUGAUAAAAAAGUGCAGAGUAUUAUCUUAUCACGUAUGGAAUUAUUACCGGAGGAUGAGCAGGAGAUUGUUGUGAGCAAGUAUAAGAGCGCCGAAGCUGCGGGUAACAUUGGUACAAGCUCUGCGAGUCAAAAUCAAUUCCUAAUGCGACUGUUGCGUGCGCAUUGCGAAUUAAAACAAGCUAGACAUGUUCACGAUACAGCUGAAAAUAGGAGUGAAUUUCUCAAUCAAUAUCUAGGCGUCGGCGUUGGUAGUACGAUUUUUAUGAAGGCGAAACGUUCUCUCACGAAUAGCUUUGACAAUCUUAUGAAGAGAAAAGGUUCACGUGAUGAUUUUGGUAUGGGACCACAAUUACGGGAUUCGAAUCAUCUGAAUGCGGGAAUACAAAAGAAUGGUAGUCAAAGUCCAGAUAACUCGAGGCAGUCAUCUCUACUGGACAUCUCACCAGAAUCGAGUAGACCGAGAUCAUUGCGUGUCUCGCCUGAACAGCAGAUAGUUAUAAAUAACGGAUCAAAGAGUUCUAUGAUGGACAUCUUUUUAAAAGUUGGUAACUCACCAAAAACAUCUCCUACGGAAACCGACGGAAACAAUACAUUACAAGCCAAUAGUUCGUGGCGACAAACAAUACUAAACAGAGUCGUGACGCCAAGUAAAGAUCAUAACACCACAGAAAUUGAAAAAGUUAAUAUUAUCAAAAGUUUAGAAACGCCCGUUAAACGUAAAACGAAACAAGAAUUGCGAGACUUGUGGAAGAAAGCGAUUAAUCAACAACUAAUACUCAUAAGAAUGGAAAAAGAGAACGCAAAGCUUAAAGAACGUCAAGAAGAGGCAACGGUAAAAAGAAUUAAACUGGAAUAUGACGAACUUAGUAGCUGUGCACGUGAAGUAGUAGAAGUUUGGGAUCUCCUUGUUAGCAAAGAAUCGCGAGUCUCUACUAAAUGUGAUAAUCAAAUGCUUUUACACGCUAUUAAACAAGGUGUACCGAAAGGAAAGCGAGGUGAGGUUUGGCAAUUUCUAGCCGAACAAUUCUGCUUAAAACAACCACCUAUAGAUACUCAACAUUUUCCAAAUUAUAAUACACCCUAUGAAUUGCUUUUGAAGCAACUCACAUCUCAACAGCAUGCCAUUCUUAUUGAUCUGGGGAGAACAUUCCCGAGUCAUCCGUAUUUUAGCUCACCCUUGGGACCUGGUCAAUUAGCGCUCUUCAAUUUAUUGAAAGCUUAUUCUCUAUUGGAUCACGAAGUCGGUUAUUGUCAAGGCCUUAGUUUUGUCGCCGGGGUACUUUUGUUACAUAUGGCAGAGGAUCAAGCCUUUUUCUUAUUACGACAUUUGAUGUUUCGCCGAGGACUUAGAAAAUUGUAUUUGCCAGAUAUGGCAGCAUUGCAAUUGCACUUGUAUCAGCUCUCAAGACUAUUACAUGACCGCUUACCAACAAUUUACAAUCAUUUUGACAAACAUGAAGUUUCACCUACAUUAUAUGCUGCUCCAUGGUUGUUAACCUUGUUUGCCAGCCAAUUUCCUUUAGGUUUUGUGACCAGAGUUUUUGAUUUGCUUUUUUUGGAGAAUUCUGAAGUCCUUUUCCGUGUAUCGGUUGCGCUAUUAGAAGAACAUCAAGACCAAUUGUUAUGCUGCGAUAGCUUUGAAGAAAUUAUGGAAUAUCUCAAGACACGUGUGCCAGCAGUGGACAAACAAAGCUUGGAUCGCAUAAUGAAACGUGUAUUUUAUCCUGAUUUUGAGAUCUCAAAACAAUUGAAUGAAUACAGGGUGGAAUACCAAGUGCUUCAAGAAGAAAUGAUUUCAGUAAAGCCACAAAUGGAAAAUUUGGAGAAAUUUAAAUUACAGAACAAGCAACUCACACAGGAAGUUACACAACUUAGCGAACAACUUGAGAUUGCUAUGAGCAACUUGCAAAGGCUCGAAACGGCGCGCUCAAUGCAACAAGCGACUAUCCAUAGAUUCGAAUCUCAAAAUCGCAGUCUUGAAGUAACAGUAGCUACAUUAGGCGCGUUUAUUCAGCAGUUAGUAGAUACACGUACUGAUAUCGAAGUACCGGGCGAGGUUCGUCGGAUAAUUGCGCAACUGGGUAUGGUGGAGAAACGACGAAACGCAGGCAUCAAAUCAUAUCCUCUAAAAGUUAUCGAGGAUAACAAAUACGGAAUGAUAAAAAGUAACUCGACUGGUAGAGAGUCCCAAAAUCUUUUCAGAAAUAAUAGCAUGGAUACACCAUAUCCCUUAAAAUCGACUUUGAGCCAACCCAAUCUAGCGACAAAAUUAGAGAAAGUUUCUUCAUUCUUUUCGAAUUCGCACAAUCAUAUACAAAAGCAACGCGCACAGUUAGCGGCUCUCAGAAAUGAACACUUGGAACAAACGAUAAGAGGCAAUAAUGAUGAGAAUGAUCCCAAGACGGUCAAUAUUGAUAUUCAAAUUACGGAUACUAUGAAUCUGGCAAACAAUCCUGCACCGCAAAACGAGAACAAUUUAAAGAUUCCGGCUACUAAUUUAGAGAAAUCGAUAUCAUUACCGUUGAAACUUAAGUUGAAAUCAUCAAAAUCUGCAUACGAAUUAGGAUCCGUAAAGAAAGUUCCCACCAGCAAGCUCGAAGUUACAAGCAAUGAUUCAUUAACGAAUCUAACAGGAACUGUACAUCCGCUCGACACUUGUAGUGACGUUAAUUUCCGAUAUGGCGGAACCACGAAAUUAAAGUGUAUCAAACCUAUUAGAUUAUCUAGUCCGAGUUGUCAGGAAGAUUGUACUAACGAAAAACAAAAACCUGAUCAAAGGACCUCCGAUCCUUUAAACAGAUAACAAUUGCUUUUGAAUACAUCUUCGAAGAGUAUUUUAUCAAAGAGAAUCUUCAUAAAAAAUAUGUAUUUAAAACGAUAUUGGUAAGUAGAGAACACUUAAUGUGAUCGUGUUUCUAUAUUUGACAACUCUGCGUUUUCGAAGAGAAAAAUUUCAAAACUGUAUAAUUUAUUUAAUUUGUUUAAUUAUGAAGAGAACAAUGUUUUUUAAUUUAUAUUGAGAUCUGAUAACAUUUUUUACAAUUUACGAGAAUUAGCCAAAGUGUAUUUGAUAUUACAUUUGCAAAUAUCGUAUGCAGAUAAAUAGUUGAUAGUGAAUCAUUUGCAAGUAAAUAAUUAAAUAAUCAAGUGUUUAUACGACCAAACUGGCAAGCUCAGUAUUCCAAACAUAGUGGUUGACACAAUGUCAGUUUGACAUUUCGAUUUUUCUCUUUCUACUUUUUAAUUAUAACUUUCACUUGAUAAGGACCAAAACCAUAUGGUCGAAACGUCGUGAUAGAAUAAUCAAACAAUAAAUUGCCAGUUUGGUCGUAUAAACACUUGUUUAUUAAUUUAUUUACUGGCGACAUUUUUAAAAUUAAACAUAAUAAAUAAUUAAAAUUAUACAUAAAGAUGCAUUAAGAAUGCAUUCAUAUCCAUAAAAUGAAACAAAUAUCGAAAUAAGGUACUAAAGAUAAUGUACGUAAUCAGUUUCAAAUUGCCAAAGAAAGUGCCAAACUUUCUCUGUGUUAGAAUAAACAUUUUAUAUAUAGAAAAAUAAAAACAAUUUUAAUUAUAUAGUUAUAUAUAUGUAUGCGCAUAUAAAUAUAUAUUGCAUACACGUGUAGAUGUAACUGUCAUUGAAAAAAAGAAAAAAGAAAAAAAAAAUUAUAUAUAUAUAUAUAUAUAUAUAUAUAUAUAUAUAUAUAUAUAUAUAUUUAUGAAAGCCAUUAAUAUAUGGCUGCUAUGCACUGUAAGAUUCAAGGAAUUAUGUAAGUAUUACUAUUUUUGCACAAAACAAGCCUUGUGAUAUCAGGGAUAGUUAACAAUAUAUGUACAUGUAUAUUUGCUGUUCUUUAUAGUGAAGUUUUACUAUCGUUGAUACGAAAAUAGCGUUAAUGACAUGUAGCAUUCAUAUCAAAAAUAUUGUACACUAGCAAACAAUGUUAAUCAAUCCUCAUAAAAGAAAUUUAAAAUUGCUAACAUUUGGACAGAUACUUAUGAAAUAGGAAUAUAUCUAUAAACAUGAUAAAAUUAUAUUUUGUAGUAUUCAAGUCUGUAAUAUUUUAUUAGUAAACUAAUAAUUAUUCUUUGUAACUGUAGAUAAGUGUAUCAAUUUGUAACAAAGGAAUAGAAGUAUAAUCAUAUUAUACGACGAAAAUAAAGAUAUUCUAUAUGUUCCAUUGUUUAUUGCUAUCAUAAAUGUUAGAUUAGAAUAGAUUAUAUUUUGUAUUGAUGUGAGUCAAGAAUUUAAUAUAUAGAUUUUAAGAA